This is a messenger RNA of Arabis nemorensis, 561 nucleotides long. The record is from the annotation of a GenBank genome assembly. Lineage: Eukaryota; Viridiplantae; Streptophyta; Magnoliopsida; Brassicales; Brassicaceae.
AUGGCAAAGCUUAUAUUCAUCAUCGCCUCUCAAAUCCUCCUCCUCGCAGCCAUUGUCAACUCCGGAAAAGGCGAAGACUUUGCGAAAACCAUUGACCGAAAACACUUUGGUCUUCGUAAGGAGAAACUCACUUUUUUCCGUGUCUACUGGCACGACAUCCUAAGCGGCUCAAACCCUAGUUCGGUCUCGAUCCGACCUCCUGUCUCCAACUCUUCCUUCUUCGGAGCGGUCACUGCAAUCGAUAACCGAUUAACUACGGAGGUUUCGGUGAACUCUACUUUAGUGGGUAAGGCUCAAGGGGUCUACGCGGCUACUGGUCAGAGCGAUGUAUCUUUGCUUAUGGUGAUGAACUUUGCGUUUACGACAGGGAAGUAUAACGGAAGUACGAUCUCGAUUCUUGAUCGGAACGCUGUGUUGACCAAGGUUAGAGAGAUGCCGGUGAUCGGAGGAAGUGGACUCUUCCGAUUCGCUGGAGGUUAUGUUGAAGCUCGGACCAUGUGGUUUGACCAAAAGUCAUUAGAUGCUACGGUUGAGUAUAGUUGUUUUGUCUUGCAUUAUUGA